CGGGGGACGACACCCAGCCUCUCACGACCCACUCCAGUCCUCUUAUUUCUCCUUUCGAAAACCACUUUCACUUACAACAAAAAAGAAGCAGAAAGGAAACUUUUUUUUCUACAGUGUUACUUUUUUUUGGUUUUUUGUUUUUUUACAUAUUCAACAUUUCUCGGUGAUUAUUGCGGACGGGGGAAAAGGAUAUUUGAUGCGAGCUUGUCAUCGCAAGUAAAGACGGAACUGCCACAGCAAAACACAGGUUCGGAAAAGAGCUCCGAGUCCCGGCGAUUGGACCCUUACCCUGCCGAGCCCUGCCCGCUCCAGGAUCAGCCCCGUCCCGACCGGAGCCACGCAAGCCUUCACGCCCGGACACCCAGCACCAUUCAGCGCGAAGCUCUCUCACCAGACAUGCCCUGCGUGCAGGCUCAGUACGGGCCCGUGCCCCCAGGCUCCGCCUACUCCGGACAGUCCUUUGGUUACCAGGGCGACAGCUACAGCUCUGACCUAAUGACAUCCGACUACACCAAGCUGGACCUGGGCGGGGGCGAGAUCUCGGCCGCGGCCGCCACCACCUCCCUGCCCAGCUUCAACGUCUUCGUGGAGGGCGGCUACGAGCCCAAGUCGUCCUGCCUCUACCAGAUGCCCCCGCACAGGCCCGUCAUCAAAAAGGAGGAGGACAGCUACCCGACUGCGCCGCAACUGGAGGCCCUGUCCUCCUCCGCCAUGUACUUUAAACAAUCUCCCCCUUCCACCCCUACCACUCCCUCCAUGCCACCACAGCCCGGCACCUCCUUCCUGUGGGAGGAGCACUCCUUAGCCCCUCCGUCGCAUCCCCACUCCAUGGGCCCCAACCUGGACACAAGCGGCCUCAAGUCCCCCCGCUUCCCACACUUCUACCAACACUCGCCGCCCCACAGCGGGGGCAGCAUAGGAGGCUACGAGGGUCUCUCGGGGGGCCUGGUGCGCACUUCGUCCUCCUCUUCCUCCUCAUCGUCCUCAGUCUCCCACGCUCACGGCCCGCCCCUGGAUCAGCAGCCCAUGUACCAGCUGCACCGCGGGGCGGGGGGCACCAGCCUCACAUUCCGCUCUCUGGCUCUCGGCCCCUGUGGGCCCUUGCUCGGGGACAGCCUGCCCUCGCCUCCGCCUCGCGGCCCCCAAGGAGAGGGCACCUGUGCGGUGUGCGGGGACAACGCCGCCUGCCAGCACUAUGGCGUCCGCACAUGCGAAGGCUGCAAAGGCUUCUUCAAGCGCACCGUGCAGAAGAACGCCAAGUAUGUGUGCCUGGCCAGUAAGAACUGUCCCGUGGACAAAAGGAGACGCAACCGCUGCCAGUACUGCCGCUUCCAGAAGUGUCUGAGUGUGGGCAUGGUCAAGGAAGUGGUGCGCACCGAUAGCUUGAAGGGGCGUCGUGGUCGUUUGCCCUCCAAACCAAAGAGCCCCCUGCAGACAGAGGUGGCCCCUCCCUCUCCGCCCCUCAGCCUGGUCUCCGCUCUGCUGCGGGCUUAUUCCCACUGCACGCCCCAUGACCUUGACUACAGCCAGUUCAGUGCUGCCGACCCCCCGUCGUCUUCCUCGGACGCCGAGCAGAUCCACCUUUUCUACCGGCUCCUCACCAUUUCGAUGGAGACCACGCGGUGCUGGGCUGAACGACUGCCGGGGUUCUCCGAGCUCCUGCGGGACGAUCAGAACCUGCUAAUAGAUUCCGCCUUCUUGGAGCUGUUUGUAUUGCGAUUGGCUCAUAGGUCGACGCUGUCUGAGGACAAACUGGUGUUCUGUAACGGUUUGGUGCUGCACAGGUUCCAGUGCCUUCGUGGGUUUGGAGAGUGGCUCGACUCCAUUCGGGACUUUUCCAACCAUCUCCAGAGCCUCAACCUGGAUGCGUCCGCCUUCGCCUGCCUGGCCGCGCUCGUCCUGCUCACAGAGCAAGUCCCUGGCCUGAAAGACUCUAAGCGUGUGGAGGAGCUUCAGAACAAAGUGAGCUGCUGUCUCAGAGACCACCUGGGCUGCGGACCCUCAUCAUCGUCAAAGGCGGCGCCCGCCCUGAGUCGUAUUCUGGGCUUAAGGGCGGAGCUGCGUUCCCAGAGGACUCAGGGCCUUCAGAGGAUCUUCUACCUGAAGCUGGAGGACCUGGUGCCACCUCCGCCUUUGAUUGACAGGUUUCUGGACACUGUGCCUUACUAAUGGCGGACGGGUGGUGAGGACAGACUCACUUUGCUAUGUGAUGCCAACAGGACAAGCAUGUAAAGAGACACAGAAAAAAUGCUUGGCCACGUCUGACUUUUUGCUGUGUGGCAGUCCUGUUUAGAUGUACACUGGCCUGCUUCUCUGGCGGGCGGACAUUUUUUAAAGUCAUGACAGGAGCAUUGCAUACACAUGUCAGCGUCGACACAUUUCAAUAACGCAGGAAGCGAGUUGUUUGAUUCCAAGUGCAAUUUUUGACUGCUUUCUUAUUUUAGGAAGCUUAAGGAGUGGUUUCAUUUCAAACUCUAAAUGAUUUGUCUGACAUUGUCAGUCUAGCUGUGGAAGAGAGAAGAAAGAAUGCUUUAGAAGAGAAAACUGGUGCACUAACGAUUGAUGACUGCUCACUCAGACUUGAACGGCUUUUUUUCAAAUGUUGCUAAUUUGUAUGGCGCCUCGCCUAUGCUCCUGAGAAACCAGCGUCCACUGCAGUGGACAUUUAUUUAUAUUUUUUUCUGCAUAACAGAUUUUUCAUUGUAAGUUUGACUAAAGAAAUAGAGCAAAAAGAAAUGUCCUCUGCAGAGGACGCUGGUUCUCAGCAGGGUAUUGAGAUCAGAGGAGACAGAAAGAAGCUUGUGAAGCACUUACACCCUGCAAAAGGCGAGAAGCACCGACACACACCCACAGGGCAGGGUGCUCGACAACAUAGAUCCACGGGCCAAACAUUCCGCAGUCUUUUUCUAGUUCUGUUGUGUGAGCGUGUGUGUGUGUGUGUGUGUGUGUGUGUGUGUGUGUGUGUGUGUGUGUGUGUGGGUGUGUGUGUGUGUGUGUGUGUGUGUGUGUGUGUGUGUGUGUGUGUGUGUGUGUGUGUGUG
Molecule: messenger RNA, 3040 nt
Organism: Entelurus aequoreus (snake pipefish)
Lineage: Eukaryota; Metazoa; Chordata; Actinopteri; Syngnathiformes; Syngnathidae
Gene: nr4a3
Product: nuclear receptor subfamily 4, group A, member 3
Exons: 8
Coding region: 397-2169 (590 amino acids)
Biological process (GO): cellular response to corticotropin-releasing hormone stimulus; regulation of transcription by RNA polymerase II
Cellular component (GO): transcription regulator complex; nucleus
Molecular function (GO): RNA polymerase II cis-regulatory region sequence-specific DNA binding; nuclear receptor activity; zinc ion binding
Source: RefSeq, a predicted model, not a curated record